Pyricularia grisea is the source of this 669-nucleotide messenger RNA. RefSeq lists its product as uncharacterized. The record is from RefSeq and is a predicted model, not a curated record. The transcript is spliced from 4 exons. Lineage: Eukaryota; Fungi; Ascomycota; Sordariomycetes; Magnaporthales; Pyriculariaceae. Bases 1 to 669 code for a protein of 222 amino acids.
AUGAGGUACUUCACUUCAUUCAUCAUCCUUGCGGCAUCGCUUGCUGCCGCUGCCCCGGUGCCCGCGCCGCUGCCGUUGCCCGAGCCGCAGAACGACAGGGCCAACAAUGGUGCUACUGCUAUCGAGGCAGCUGUUGAUAUUGCGUUCGCCACAGCUCUCGGCCAGGCUGGUGUCUUCGGUCAGAGCUCCGGCCCAGAGUUCGAGGCUGCCCAAAACCAAGCGGCUCGAGCAGCCGCUCAAGUGGCUGCCGAUGCUCUCGCGGCUAACCAGGCACAGGGCAUCCAGACGACCCUCGAGCUAGACCCCCCUGUGCAGGCUGCCCUAGAUGAGAUAUUGGGGAAUAACAACGGAAAUAACAACAACAACGAAGGGAACAACAACAACGGAGGGAACAACAACAACGGAGGGAACAACAACAACAAUGGAAACAACGGAGGGAACAACAACAACAAUGGAAACAACGGAGGGAACAACAAUAACAAUGGCAACAACGGAGGCAACAACAAUAACAACAACAAUGGCAACAACGGGAACAACGAUGGCAACAACAACAAUAAUAACAACGGCGGCGGCGGUAAUGGCAACGGAAACGGAGGAGGCAACGGAGGCUUCCGAGGCGGCUUUGGUGGCGGUUUCGGUGGUUUCCGAAGAGGCAGGGGAGGCUUCUAG